This is a messenger RNA of Chiloscyllium plagiosum (whitespotted bambooshark), 12010 nucleotides long. The record is from RefSeq and is a predicted model, not a curated record. Lineage: Eukaryota; Metazoa; Chordata; Chondrichthyes; Orectolobiformes; Hemiscylliidae.
AUGGCACGAAGGGAUUUAUCGGAUAUUAUCUUUUCCAAUGAGAGUCUGGUGUUAGAUUCAGGUGACCUUUAUCUUGGUACAACUUUAUUACAGCUUCAGAUUUUCUUCACAGAAAGUGAUGUGCCUUUCGAAGAACUUCUAGCACUUUAUGGUUAUGAAGCAUCCGAUCCAAUCUCCGAGCAUGAAAGUGAGGGCAGCUCACCCAGUGAGCUUGCUGAUAACUUGCCAGAAAUGACUCUGGAUAAGGAGCAAAUAGCUAAAGAUCUUCUUUCUGGAGAAGAAGAGGAAGAGACCCAGUCUUCAGCAGAUGAUUUAACUCCGUCUGUCACUUCCCAUGAGGCAUCUGAUCUUUUUCCCCACCCUCUGAGAUCUAAUUCUAUUGAGGAUGAUAAGGAACUGUCAUUAUCAGAUGAGGAUUCUGAAGAAGAUGAUUCCAUUUUAUCUAAUGACUGUAAAAAGGAGAUUAUGGUUGGGCCUCAGUAUCAAGCCCCUAUUCCACCAUUUAUUGGCCGAUAUAGACAAAAUGAGAAAGUUUAUGAUAACGAGGAUCAGUUGCUUUGGGAUCCCUAUGUUCUUCCAGAAAGACAAGUUGAAGAGUUUCUAUAUAAAGCAGUAAAGAGAGCAAGAGAUGACAAAACGAAUGAGAGCUUACCUGAAGGAAUACUCAUUAAGGAUAGCGAACAGGCCUUGUACGAACUUGUAAAAUGUAACUUCAAUGCAGAGGAAGCCCUGAGAAGACUAAGGUUUAAUGUCAAAGUCGUGCAAGAUGAACUGUGUGCCUGGAGUGAAGAGGAAUGCAGAAAUUUUGAACAUGGACUUCGGGUUCAUGGCAAAAAUUUCCAUCUCAUACAAGCAAAUAAGGUAAGAACGCGUUCCGUUGGUGAGUGCGUUGCAUAUUAUUACAUGUGGAAGAAAUCCGAGCGUUAUGACUAUUUUGCUCAGCAAACAAAAUUUGGGAAGAAGAAGUACAGUCUUCACCCAGGUGUCCUAGACUACAUGGACCAGGAGUUGGAUAGCAUUGAGGGUGAGAGUUGCAGCCGAACCCCAAAUUCUCCACCCAUCUCCUCCACUACGAGCAGACUGGACCCAGAACAAGAUCCACUACUCAUCCAGAACUCAGAACAGCAAGAUGUCGAAAUUGCAGUUUGCACCAUGAGUGGUAACAGCCAGAUGUUUGAGUACUGCAAUUCUCCAGUGAACCGAUCUGAAACUAGUUGUUCGCUGGAGCCCAUCUGUGACCAAGGAAGAGUUACACCCACUCAUGACUGUGAUACUGUUACCUUAAGUCAAGCAGAAUCGGGGUUUUUCCAGCUGGAACUGGAUCAAGUCAUUUUGGAUAGACCAGCAUUGGAGAUGUCCACAAAAAAAUUGAAGAUGGAUUUCUCUCUGCCGAAAACAUUCAAUCCCGGACUGUCUGAUAACCCUGACAGUGUGGAUUUUGAAAACCACACUUCACACAUUGCUCAGGCAAAAAUGUCUGUUGCUGUGACGGAUUUUGGAAGCAUUGAUGUUGGAGAUGUGAACAGCUUGCUCAGUGCUCAUACAUUGCACCACCCUGCAACUAUUCAUUCGGAAUCGUUAUCUCAGUGAGAGCUAGGUGUCUCGCAGAAUAUUUUAUUUAUAUUUUACUUUAAAAGUUACUGGAAAUCUAAUUUUUGACAUGACAUCAGUGAUGUCUUAUAUUUAUUUACAGUGUGUAUUUGUUUCUUGAGAGGAAAGAACCAUUUAUUUUUGGGCCCAGAUACAUGAAUAGGAUCUGACCCUGUUUGGAUGGUACAUGGAGAGGAGAUUUUCCUCACACUUUAUAGAGCAACCUUUUUCACCUAUUCAGUUUUGUAUCGUCUUGUCUGUGAAAUUGGAUUCAUGAUGAUAUCACCUGCAAGUCUCAUUCAUGACAUUUAUUCUAGUCAUAGACAUGAUCAUUUUUUUAAUUGUGCGCAAUGUUUAAAAUCCAACUCCAGUCAUUUCCUGCAUCUCUAAGAAGCUAAUCAGUGUUCUUUUUGGACAAGGGUGUGUGUGCAUUUUGUGUGUGACUGAUUUCUAAUUGUAUCUUUGAUUAAACCAAACCAUCUUAAUGGUGAAGGAAGCUACUUUCAUGGCUAAGAAAGAGAAACACGGAAAAGCUAAGUUUAUAUUAGGUUUGGGAAAAAAUGAACUAUUCAGUUUUAAUGAAAUCCUGUUUCAUAUCAGCUGUUUGUCUGUCCCCUUUUUGGAUCCAGCAACUAGAGCUGAGCCAACCUUGAACUAUUUUGAACUGAUACAAAAUAAUGAUCUGGGUGCCAGGUGAGAGCACAUAUUAUCCAAUCACUAGAACAAGGCUAGUACUAGGGAUUGCUGAAACUGGGUCCCAGGGACUCCUUAUACCAAAAUGUGUAGCUGUGGCUGUGUUGAAUUAAUGCCACAAGAUGAUGGUUUGUGGUAAAUAUUUUGCUGUACAUCUAGUGUUAAUAAAAGGGUACUGCGUGGACCAGAAAGGAUUUGUAUUUCCAUGAACUUAAGGAUUGUAGAAAUUUGGCAUUUCUUUUAUGUGAAUGCUUUGCACCCAAGUGAAGACUCCAUUCUUUCCCCACAGCCACCCUCCCCUUCCAAAUCCCCCAAAUAAAAGUAGAAUCUCUUUCAAUAGUUGACAUUCACCAGCUUCUUUCUAGAAGCAAUUUAGAAGCUAAGUAUACAUGCCAUGGUCCAGUUGGGAUUCGUUCACUGCUUUAUCCAUCCUGCUGCAGCCCAAUUACCUGGUCAUUAAAUGCUUAGAAUGGUUUCAGUUUUGGAAACAUGUUUGGUUUGCCACAGAUUCUAAGCCUAAAUACUGUGGGACUAGAAUACUCGUAGUUAAAAUCUACAUUCCUCACUGGGAAACAUUGAUUAACCCAAUAUGUUUUGUGAUUGAAAUUCUUUUCCAUCAAAUAAAGUUGAAAGAGGUUUCUGCACUAUCCUUUGUUAAGCACUGCCGUGUAGGGAAGCGAUUUUCAAUGUGCUACAGUUCAAUUGCAACUUACAUAGGUAGUGAUGCAACAACUUUUUGAGUUUUGGGCGGUUGCUGUACCUUUGCCUCUAGGAUUUUUAAUAAUGUAACAUUUAAUAAAACAAAAUUUUAAUGAUCUUGCACUGAAAAGAUUCUGUGCACUCAAACAUUGCUAGUUUUCACUCAUACUAUAUCAGUGUUACUUUAAAAACAAGCCUGUAUGUUCAUUAAUCAAGUUUGCCAACUCUUUUGGCAAGACUGCUGCAGACUAUUGCACAAAGGAUAAUGCAUUUAAAGCCAUUUGAGUUAUAUUUUAAUUUAAAUAUUGCUGAAAAUCUUAGUUGACAUAAAAUCACUUGGCCAGGCUAAAAAUCACUUGGCACAUCCAGCCAAGCUAAAGACUUGCCACCUUAAACUAUUGCACACUCAGUCUUAUUUAUGUUGAUCCCACGGCCCCACUUAAUGUUAAAAUAACUAGCAGUAUGUUGUUAUUUGCUGUUCAAUAUUUUUAAAUAACCCUUAAGAGUCACUUUGUAAUUCAUUUUGCAUACAACUCAGUAAGACCCAGUCAGUUGUCAAAAUAAGAAUUUCUCUCAAGUUGCAGAACACUUGACGUUUGUGGUAGUUUACUUACCAGAAAAUGUUUUUCUAAUUCAAAUUAGUAUUUUCUUUUAAAUGCUCGUACAUCCCUGAAUGUUUAGAGCUAUUCAUUAUUCAGGCUAACUUAGUUUGAAUGUCACUAGGCUUUAUUCUUUUGUCACAGUCAUAUGCUGGCAAUCUGAGGGCUAUAACAAUAAAUGCAUGCAGUAGAGCUUAAAUCCUUGAAUGAAAAAAAAGUAGGUAAGUUUCCUUUUUGUUUAAUGAUGCCAACCUUUGGCUGAGUAAUAGCAAUGUGUUCAGUCAGCACUCAAACUUUAUUUUAUAUCUAAAGCUCAUAACUGUAAGCUUCAUUAUGAUAUUGAGGCAGUUGUGUUGUCAAAAGCACCAUAUUCCUUUCAAAACAUUAAACCUUUCAGGCGAAUGCAAAAUGUCCCAUUGAAAUUAUUCCAAAAUCAGCAAUUGAGUUUUCCCAAUGUCCUGGCCAGUAUUUGUCACUAAAUAAAUUAUCAGUCAAUUAUUACUCUUUGGAAGUAACAAUGCUAUGAUUUAUUGGGGGAAAAUAUGAAAUUUCCAUUGUCUGACCUACUAGUGAUAGGUUCUGCUUAGUUCAUCUCCCUUCCUGAGUAAAGAUGAAGAGUGUGUUUGGAGUUGCAUCAAACACCAAAGUUCACUGCCAUUAAGUUGUGAUUCACUUUAAAUUGUAAUUAAAUAUUUAAAUAGUUCAAGUUGUACAGUCUCAUUUGCAAUAUUAUGUACAAUUUUGUUACUCCCCCAUCCAAAACAAGAACCAUUUUAAUUCUUAAAAUUUAGAUUUUGCAAUGAAGUAAAAAUUGUAUAUUUGUGCUGCUAGUUAACAGCAGGCUCUUUUGUUUUAAUUUUUAUUUGAAUCAGCUAUUAAUUGAAAUUCUCGUCUAACACUGAGGAGGCACAGAUCUGCAUGAAACCCUCUAUCAUGUCUAUGGCAGAGUACUUGACAAAUCUUCUGCAUUUUUAUCAUUAUUUUUCUUAUUGUGUUCCAGGGAGCACAAUGUAAUUCCAGGACAAUUGUUCCCACACAAACUAUGCAUUCUGCCAUUAAAGGCAAACAUUUAUAGCUCCGAGCACAAUAAAAGUCGAUCUGAUGAGACAAAAUUAGAGAGAAUGAAUUUGUUAUGUAAGAGAAAUUCAUAUUGUGAACUCUGUGUGAACAAGUAUUAAAAGUCUUUUUAACAAGUAUUCUGAAUUUCCCUUGUGAGUCCCACUAUGUUUAUUGGGAAGCGGUCCAUUAAUUUCUAGGAGCAUAAAUUUAACUAAACCAAAGUUCUGCUGUUAGAGAAGUACAUCAAUAAAAUCCUCUUGCAGGAAUGAAAAAAAGAGAUUGACCAUAAUGAUAACAAGUUUUGUAGGAAAAUUCUUUAAAUGUUAAGUUGUGCUGCAGUUUAAUAUGUCUGUUAUGGUCACUUCUGUGGGCAAUGUAAUCAUAGAUGCCUGUAUAAAAUACAAAGAGUAUAGAAUUGGAAUGUUCUCAGGGUCAUUCUUUUUUGGUGUAUUGGGCAAGUUUUCUGUAAUUGUUAGAAAUGUCCAUAUUCUAACAACCACUUAUUUCAAAUGGUAGUCUAAUGAAUUCAAACUUGCGUUGUUACUACAUAGAUGAGUUGUGACAUCUGUGAAAAUAUGGUGUGGGAAUAAGGAUGAGGCAAACCAAAAAUUCUGAACAAUGUUGAUAUAUAAACAUGCAUAAUGUUCACCAAUGUCCAAACUUACCACUCACUGGCAUAUUACAACUUUAAAAGUGCCCCAGGGCCAGUAGGGGGCAGCUUGUGUUUCAUGUUUGUUAUGGAGUCUCUGUCCUAUUGAGCAGCAUUUGCUGUUGGAAUGAAACUUGAUAUUUUCUGAAUGGCCUGAUUCCUUUGUGACUUUUUAUUUCUCUCCUGUGCCAGCAUCUGAAUAAUGUUCUUAUAUGUAUAAACUUGAGCUUCUUAAAGGAUGGAUGUGAUCUAUCACUGACAUUUAUGGAAAAAAAAGAGGCUUGGUUUAUGGUGUACUGUCUUUGUACUUUAUCACUUGCAAAGCAUGCCUGUUGUCUCUUUGGAAUGCAAUUCUUCUUUUUAGCCAGAUUCUGCCGGAUCUCUACUCCCCUGGGUUUGAGUAUUCAGCAGCAAAUCACAGGGAGAUGCAGUAUUGAAAUGUGCAAUGUCAUUUUCAGGUCAUUAAUUACAUAGAAAAGCAGACUAUUAUUGUUGAUCUUUUGCAAUUGUUUGUAAGUUUGGGAAUGUAAUGUUUCUAGCUGCCAAAGUAUUGGAAUUUUCUUUCCCAUCCAAGAAGAGCCACUGGGCACACAAACCAUUCUUCUGAUUAAUACUGCUGACUGGGAAAAAUCAUUAAUAACUAGGCCCCUCUUGCACACUUUUCUAAUUCACAUAAUAUUUAAAACUGACUGAUCUGACUUUGUUGCAAACUCUCCGUGUUCAUUAUUUUCAGAGCUGCUUUAAAAUUGAUGGAAUUGAAAGUUUGGUGCAGCUCUAAGGAAAGUGAUUGUAUUAAAGACUUUUGUCAAUCAAGUCUGUACUGAUUGUUCCUGUUGAUAGGUUUUAUAUAUCUUACCAUUUAACCUUUGCAUUAUUUACUCAUGCACUCUAUGUACACAUUUUUUAAAUUUUUUUUUCCACUGUUGCUUUGCUGUUUCCUCUUAUUUUCUAUUUGUGCCAUGGACUCUCCAUCUGCAUCUCUUUAACCCUGUCAUAUGGUUACGAUGAAAAUGUCUGGUCCCCCAAAGAUUUUACGUUCUUUUAAAAUAAAUCUUGUAGCAAGAUAACCAAAUGGCAAAUAUUAUUUUUGUCCAACUUAAUUUAUUUUUUUGGAGGUUGUGGAGUGAGAGACAAAUAAUUAAGAGCCAGGAGUGAACGUGUUUGCAUCUUAAUUGCAUUGGACCUAUCAGUAAAGCAUUUUCAUUUAUUGUGGCGCUGUAAUCAAAAUCACAUCAUGAAGUCCAUAAAUAUUAACAAAUCUCAUUAACCUUUGAAGAGACAAUGGUCAACUCCACAAGGCCAGCUGAGACGUUGAACCAUUUAGUUCAGAACUAUUCAGGGGAGAAAAAUUGGCCAGAGUUGUAAAAUAUAAAAAGGUUAAUACUAUUGAAUUAGAGCAGCUUAAUAGUCUGCAAUCUUUGCCAAGUUUGUAUUUCUGAAACUGACAGUGGGUAUUUACAGUUUCCACAAACUUCAAAUAGUCUAUGUAAAAAGAAAAAUCAACACAUUUUUAAUAAAGCUGUAGGUGUUCAUGCAAUGGUUAGAAGCAGCAAUAAGUCACAGCCCAUGGUGUAUUAUAUUGAGAGAAAAUGGAAACUUUAUUCUUGUUCUGUGUAGUAUAGCCUGAACUAAUAACAGAUGUAUUUUUGUGAGAAUAUUCUACAGGGAGGUAGACUUCCAAUGCAAUAUAAUCAUUUAAUAUUGUGACAUUGAAACAAUUUCUAAUGGCAGAAUAACUGGGUAUUUGGUUUGUUGCUGCAUCAUAUCUGUCUUGUUCUAUUAUACAGCACCUGAUCCUCCUUGUCAUUGAUAGACUGAAUUAUAAGAUUAGAAAUUAACAUUGUAUUUGUGCAUUUUCAGUAUUUUAAUUCGUGCAAGCCAUUAAUUAUUUGUGAAUGACAUUUAAUCCCUUCACUGGUCUGAUGAAUAUUAAUAAACAUAACACCAGCCUAAGUAUAUCUUGUUCAAACCAAAAUUAAUUUUAAGCCUGUGAAAAGAUCAGUGUUUUCUAAAUUUCAGUCUGUGCAUUUGUAUCAGUCAGACUUCAAUGGAUUCACUAGAAAUUGUGCAUCAAUUUCGUAGCCAAAAGCAAGGAUUUUCAUACUGUUACAAUGGGCAUUAUGAACAGCAACCUAUUAGCUUAGUUGAUCUUACCCUCAGGUGUUGAAUCCCAGUGGCUGAUGAUCCAACUCCCCAUACCUAUUUUGGUUAGGAUCUCAGAGGAGAAUCAGCCAGGGAGGGAACUAGGAAUUUGGAGUCAGGUGUACAGUUCAGGGUGUUAGAAGGGGAUUCACUUCAGAAAAAUAAGGUUUUGGCUGAUAUUUUCCUUUUCAAAGCAUCUUGGCUGUUCUUGUACUGUAGCCAGGAACACAUCGAGAAGUCAUGUAUGUUGCAAAGCAUGUGGUGCAUUGUAAAAUUGUGCAUUUACUCUAUAUUUGUACUAAUUGAAACAAAAGUACUGUUUUAUGGAAGAAACAAAUAAGUGUGUGUUUUAAAAGAGGAAAAAAGAACUGUCCUGCUGCUACUACUGUAUCAUCCUCUGUUAUUUUAUCUUGAUGUGCAAUCCCUUUACUAUCUCUCCUUAAUACUUCAUUAUUGGUUGUCAGGAAAAAUACUGCCUUCACAAGAUGAGCACAAACUGAACCCAAAAUUUACUCAAUCUUGUGAUUUUUGUUUUGGUUUUAUAAAGAAAAGCUGAAUUCAUAAGUUCUGACAAUUUUUCAAUUGUACUUUUGGUUUAUAUAUACAUGUAUAGCAAUUUUCAAUGUUUUUAAAUUUCAGAUGUUGGAAUCAGUCUUUGGUAUUUGGUCCAACUCAGUAUAAAAAGACCAAGGCUUGAAAAGGAGUUUUUGGGGAAGCCUACAUUUGAGAUAAUCUGUAACAAAACCUACUCUGUUCAUGUGCUACUUGCCAUAUCCUCCGUGUGAUUUAGUUUUCCUUUUGUACCACUCUCCGUAUGCAUAUAAGACAAAGCGCAUAUAUCAUUCAAAAACUAAGAUUGUUGUCCAGUUUAAAAAUUGAUCUGCAUCUCCCGAUAACAUACCAAAUUGAUCCAAUGAGUAACCAAACAGAUUAGGAGGAUGCUAUGUACUCAUCUGAUAACAAGUAGGGAAGCAAUUAAAGUGAAGUGCCCCUGGGUUAGGUUGCCAAAAUCAGUAAGGGUUUCUGCUUCUGAUUUCUAUGUGAUCCUUAUUACAAGUGCAGAGGUUGAGUGAGGAAAUGGGACUAAACCUCACGUGACCAAUACCUUGCUUAUCUAAGUUUACACCUUGUGACUUGGGUGAAGUAUUCAGUAGGCAGUUGGCAACUGUGAAAUUACCUACCAAUGAUUCAAGACUUCUCUCUAGAGAUGGAGGAAAUACGGUACAGCAGAUUGCUAAUUUUGGAUUUUUUAAAAGUAAAAUGUGCAUUUUUCAGAGACGUUUAAACUAUGUGUAUAUUUUUAAAACAACAUUCAUUGCUUAUUGUUACUAGUUAUGUUCUUGAAAGGAAUCAAAUUUUAUAAAUAUGUGGAAGUUUUCUUUUGGAUAUUUUAAAGAACAAAAUUUGUACAUUAAGGAGGACUAGUGAUAUGUAUGCAUUCCUUACUGAUAACUUAUGCUCCGGGUAAAAUGUGACUGGCUUAAAUGUGUUUGAUCUACAAUGACUAUAUUUUUACGUUUAAAGUUGAAACAACACAACUGCCAUUUGUGCAGAUUUGUCUUGACUAAUCUAAAUAUGCCUUUUUAUAUAUUAGCUGGACUGGAGAAAGUGUAAAUGGAUUAGACACUGCUUUCAUGCAUGUUACAUGUAUGUGGCUUCACUAUGAGAUAGUAUAAGGACCCAGUAUUUGGACAGCUAGUUGCACAUUCAUAAGUUGCAACAUUCCUUGUAUGUGACUGCCCUCUAUUACUCUCGGACUGUGGCUUUGCCUACAGCUCAGCACUAAAAGUCUGAAAUGUAUAAGAAAUUCCUGUUGUAAAGAAGAAAAAUAGUGGUAAAAUAUUUUUGAUGUUACUUUGUAAAUAUAAGUUAUAAGGCUCAUGCUGUAAUGUUAAAACUCCUGUAGUUUGUAUGUUGUAGAUUUCCCGGACUGCCUAGGUUGCCAGAAAGAAGCACUCUGCUGCAAUCUGGGAAGCAACCACUAGAUGGUGAAAUAUAUUUAUUUUUGUGGUCAUUUAGCUGGUGAAGUCUACACUACACUUUAUAAGGUUGUAAUGGAUAACAACAUUCUGUGCCUGUAAAAGUUUCUAUUCAGGACAUUUAAAGAACUAUCAAGGACAUUCAUCCUUUGCAGAUCUGCCCAGGCUGAUUUCCAGAAAUGAGUUUUAUAUUGCACAGUAUUUUAUACUUCCACUAAGAGUACUUUGUUCAUCAGCCGUCAUCAAACCAAGAGAAAAGUCUCUCUGUUACAUAUGUAUUUUAUCACUAUCCAUUUUACUCCCAUUUCUCUGAUUUGUGUAAAUAGGUGGAGUAACAUACAUUCCUCAUUAUAACAUUUCAGUUCUCUCAAAUUUGACAUUUUCAGUACUACUUAUUGAGGAAUUUGCUGCAUUAUAUAAUUUAUGAUUACAUUUGAACCAUGUCCUUUAAAAAGACUUUUCUUAAAUUUUAUUUUAUUAGAUUUUAUUCCAAAUUGAGCUAUAAGUGAGCCCAUUUGUUCAGAGUGUUUCUCUUUAAAUAAUGCACAUUUCACUGUGAUGUAAUUAUAAUUUUAUUGUAGUGUUUAAUACAUUGUGAACUAUUUUGAAAAUAAGAUGAUUACAAUGUAGUUAAUGUUUUGCACAGUUAUCAGUUGACCCAACAUAUUUAGAUUACUGUGUUACAUAUUAAUGCCCUUUUGAAACCUUCAAAAUAGUUAGAAAUGUUGAGAAUUCUGUUUAAAUGCAGAAAUAUAUGUCAUUGUAAAUUGUUAAUUCCAGCCUGCACAGGUCUGUAAUAAUGUGCCUACAAUGUUGCGCUCAGAGUCCAAGAAAUGAAAGCCCAGUACAGUGAUGAAAGCAGGCACUUUACAAGUAUCUUAUAUCUUCAUUAUUGCCUUAUAGUGAAUUUUAUCUUAUGAUUUUGACACUUGAGUGCUGUCCAUUGUUGUGAAAGAUUCUCAGUCCAUUGCCAAUGUGAAUGGAGUUCUAUGAAAAUGCAAAUCGUGUCAUUAUACUAUCUAUAACUAGAAAUAUUUGAAAUUUAUUAACUUAUUGGAAAUAAUUGCAGUGUUGGUUGUGUGAGACCAUUUGUUUUUCAAAUGUAGCUACUUUUAAAACAGUGGUAUCUUUGCAAAGAUUAGAGUAGGAACUUUGCUUUCAUAGAUGACAUAGCUGAUCUAAAUAUCAAAUUGUGUGCAUGAAUUGGGGGGAAGAAAGAGAACACUGUCAUUUGAAAGAAGCUAACAUAGCCAGGUUUCAUCAGUUCAUGAAUAUGUCAUGCUCACCUGUUUGUUCAUUGCAAAUAACACGUUGUUUUUGAAUGAACAGCACAGAUGAUGGAGGAGUGUGUGUGUGGCUUCUUGAACAUGGAUAGAUCAAAGAAAAAUCUGAAAAAGAUUUGUCUAAUAUCUGAAAUGAUUUUGAAUAAAAGUGGUAAAUAUGAAGAUAAUGCAAGAAAUGUUUCAUCAAUGAGUAUUUGUGUACAUUUGGAAUGGAGAGAUUGCAAGCUGUGAAAUCUUUACUCACAUGAAAUAAUGCAUUUUGAAAUUGUCAUUAGUGGCAUUUGUAUUCAGUAAUUGCUGAACUUAAUCACUGCUACCCUUCAAAUGAAAAUCGAGGGUACGAGAAUGAAAGUCAUCUUUGUAUGCCAUCUAAUAGCUGAUUGUAAGUGGCAGAAGUCUGGAUGAAUGUAGUUAGGAGGGAGGUUAAAGAGAAUUGUUCUUGUACGAACCUAACAGAGUGCAAAACAACUGGUACUUCAGUUGUGAGAAAAUAUUUCAGAAACUCGGUGGCACCUAUGGUGGUCAUUUGUUUCAGAAGUAAAACUUCUCAGUUGAGUUAUGGUGAUUCUCCAUUUUCAAAGAUUUCUGUAUUUUUUUAACCUGUUUAUUUUAAUCUGUCAAUUGUCAAAGUAACACAAAGUUGAAUGAAAACCUGUUGGAGGUAAAAGUUAUGCUGAAAACAACUGAGAUGUUGCUGUUAACUUAGACUUCUGAAAAAGUGCAUUAUGUGAAAUACUUCUCCUUCCCACUGAAGUUUCCAAAAGCUGCUUCAAAUUCGAGAAUUUACUAUACAUAUUCAUACAAAGUAAUAAAUGUGUUGUAACAUUUUAAUGUUUCAACACGGCCAGCCACAGCAAUUUCUUCUAUUUCUUUUGCCAAGUUUUUUCUAUCUGGCUAUUUUGUGCAUGUACUGUAAUUGCAUCCUUGACUUUCACAUGUAGGUUGCAGAAGGCUAACUACACAGUAACUGAAUACAGUACACUGAACACAGUACAUCCUGUGUGUGAAAUUGAUGUGGGUCACAACCUGUUGAUGCGAAAUAACAGCACAUGAUCAGUCUGAUUUGAUACUUAACUCAGUACCUCAGUAAUCUUGGUUCAUUAUCCAGUUUCUCUACAGUUUUCCUUUAUAGGAAGGAGUAUUUAUAUCUAAAAUUUCUUAAUGUACUUUUGAAAUUGUUCUUUAUUCAGUUGAAAUAAUUGAAAGUAAUGUAGACUUCCCUCUCAAACCGUGACCAGUUUAGUAUUGUUUGUCUGCUGUGAAAAGCCUAUGUUUGUCAUUUUGUACUAUACAAUAAAAUCUUGAUAAAUAAAAUAA